AUGGAGGUUCACAAAGCUCCAAUCAUGCUUAAGGAUGCAGAAGUCUUGGACGAGAUCACACCUGUGAGCAGGUUCUGGAGCGGGAAUAAGAUUCACGAGUUCCAGAAUGGGGUCUUUCCUGCCCAUCUGGGCAGGAACUUCUUCAGCAUCAGAAGGUUUGAGCUGCAGAGUGUGACAGAGCGGUGGUGUGAGCGUUAUGGAGACCUUCAGGGGGAGCUGCUGUGCGUGGAGCUGGAGAAGGAGCGGCAGGGUUUGGGUCUUAGCCUGGCGGGAAACAGAGAUCGUUCCCGCCUCAGCAUCUUCGUGGUGGGACUCCAUCCGGGGGGACCGGCCGCUCGAGACGGACGCAUCCGGGUCGGAGACGAGCUGCUGGAGAUUAACAACCAGGUUCUUUAUGGGCGGAGUCACCAGAAUGCCUCGGCCAUCAUUAAGAGCACCGCCUCCAAGGUGAAGCUCAUCGUACUCAGAAGUGAAGACGCUCUAAACCAGAUGGCCGUCCCCCCCUUCUCGACUCCCCCUCCUCCCCCUGUCGUCAGCCCUGUCAGCUCUGAGUCUGUCUGUCCAGCUCCUCUCGGUGGCUCCGCCCCCACAGACGGACCCCGCCACCCUGACAGCCUGAGACUCCACCCGUCACCCGACGCUCCGGAUGAGACGAGCGAUGAAGCAGAACACAACAACAGGAACAGCAACAGCGCCCCCAAGAGUCUGAGAGAGGCCGACACCUUCAGAAAGAGGCUGAAAGCUGCAGAGUCUCCAGAAAACGAGCUGCAGGCUCUGAAGGCAUCGCAGGAGCAGCAGUCCUGCAGGUCUCACAGCAGCUCCAGUAAUCAGACAGCAGCAUCUCCUCCUCUGAUCAGCCCAGACCUGCAGACCACCAACAGAGACCCAUCAUGCUGUGCGGUGGUUCCUGGACAGGAGACGCUGUUAGAGAUCUGUAAAGGUCGAUCAGGACUGGGACUCAGUAUAGUGGGAGGAAGAGACACUCAGCUGGAUGCCAUUGUGAUCCAUGAGGUUUAUGAAGAAGGAGCUGCAGCCAGAGACGGACGACUGUGGGCCGGAGACCAGAUCCUGGAGGUGAACGGGGUGGACCUGCGUGGGGCGUCCCACGAGGAGGCCAUCGCCGCCCUGCGUCAGACGCCAGCAAAGGUUUGUCUGACAGUGUUGAGGGACGAAGCUCAGUACAGAGACGAGGAGAACCUGGACAUCUUUAAGGUGGAACUACAGAAGAAGAGUGGCAGAGGGCUGGGACUCAGCAUCGUCGGAAAGAGGAGUGGCAGUGGUGUGUUUAUCUCUGAGGUGGUCAGAGGAGGCGCUGCUGAGCUGGACGGUCGUCUGAUGCAGGGAGAUCAGAUCCUGUCAGUCAACAGAGACGACACGAGACACGCCUCCCAGGAAGCUGUGGCUGCAAUACUGAAGUGUGCUCGUGGUCCGGUGCUGCUGGAGCUCGGACGACUCAAAGCUGCAUCCUGGAUCUCAUCCAGACACAACUCACAAGGAAGCCAUAUGAGUCAUUUGAGUGGGAACAGCUCAGGUGUUGUGGCUUCGCCCUCUGACCCCACAACCUCUGACCCCCCGACAUCAACCUCCAGCGGCCCCCCGCCCCUCAACAACAACGUGAAGUCCACCAGUGACAUCACUUCCUCCUCUAACAGCACAGGAGUAGAUGCUGGCAUCCGUACAGUGGAGAUCACGAGGGGUGUCAGCGACUCCCUCGGGGUGAGUAUCGCGGGGGGGAAGGGCAGCCCGCUGGGCGACAUCCCCAUCUUCAUCGCCAUGAUUCAGGCCAACGGGGUCGCCGCCAAGACGCACAGACUGAAGGUGGGGGACCGGAUCGUCAGUAUUAACAGUCGGUCUGUGGACGGUCUGUCGCACGCCGACGUCGUCGCCAUGCUGAAGAACAGCUACGGAAACAUCAGCCUGCAGGUGGUAGCGGACACCAACAUCAGCGCCAUCGCCACUCAGGUGGAGAGUUUGUCCAGCAGUUCGAGUCUGUCAGCCAACACUGACACACACACACAGCCAGAGGGUCCGCGGCCCCGCAGCAUCAGUCUGGAGAAAGGCUCCGAGGGACUCGGCUUCAGCAUCGUCGGAGGAUUCGGUAGUCCACAUGGAGACCUGCCCAUCUAUGUCAAGACUGUCUUCAGCAAGGGCGCGGCGGCGGUGGACGGCCGUCUGAAGCGAGGCGACCAGAUCCUGUCGGUGAACGGAGAGAGUCUGCAGGGAGCGACGCACGAGCAGGCGGUCGCCAUCCUGAAGAAACAGAGAGGAACCGUCACACUGGACGUCCUGUCAUAACACACACACCUGCACACACACACACACCUGCACCCACACACACACCUGCACACACACAUGAGGAUCCACAUCACACACUUUGACUCUUGGACUACGUCUCAUCAUCGUGAACUCUGAACUUCCCAACAAGCAAAAAAAAGAAACAGCAUCAGACGGUGCCAACACACACACGCACACACACACACACACACACACACACACACGCACACACACACACAGGCUGGUGGGUGAAACCAGUGCUCACUGAUGUCUGACACCAGAUGUGUCCUAAAGUUUCUCAACCUUGGGGUCGGGGCCACCAGUGGGCUCAGCUGACUCCCUCAUGGGGUCCUGAUUGAUUGAUUGGUUGGUUGAUUGGUUGAUUGGUUGAUUGAUUGGUUGAUUGAUUGACUGAUUUGUUCGGGUGUAAUGAUGGUGAAUCUCGGCUGCUUUGUUCCUCUUCUGUGACUGUAAAUCUGACACCUUGAACUCUGGGUAAUAGUGAUCACAAUGAUCAGUGAUUUCAUUGUGGUGGCGCUUGAUGAGGAUUCAUCUAAUCAACAUGUUUCAGUGUGAUCGUGGUGGGCGUGUCAGGAGCAUGAGAAGGUGUUUUUACAUCAGUAACACUCACCUGAGAGUCAGUGGAGUCGUGAUGAGCGACGUUUCCAUCCGGCCUGCAGCUGACUGAAGACAACACUGAGCUUUGUUUUAACGGUUUCUAAUCCAGAGGAACGAAAGGGAAGCUGCACAUGUUAGCUUAGCAUCUCCUCUGUGGUGAAAGACUGGUUAGCCUCUGAGUUAUUCUAAAUGUGGAGGCCAGCGGGGAGGACGGGUGGUGGUUCAGCCUCCAUCAGCAUCUGGUUUGUAGCUGUUUGUGUUUGUCAGUCAAACAGCUGUCGAAGCUACGGCGCUAAAAGGGACUUUUCAGCUUCAGAUAUGCAGCAGUUCAGACAAAGAGCUGGGUUUGGGUUUCAGCUUCAGUUUGAUGAAACGGUACAUCGACAUUUAUCUCCAAAAUGAGCUAAAAUCAAACAAAACAUGAGUGAAAACUGGUCUGGAGCGAAUCCUGAGCUCUCUCCACCAGAGUUCACUCUGAACUGCAGCAGCUAUUGGACCAGAAGACUCUUCACUGAGGAGCUGCUGACAGGCCGCAGUGUCAUACUAGCCCUCGCUAGCUAGCUCCAAUGCUAACUGCUGCUGAAACCUCAGUGUCUCCCUGUUACAUUUCUAUGUCUUCACCUCUUUAAGACGCAGCAUGUAAACCAGACAGACUCAUAGUCGUUGGAAGGGGGAUUUUUUUUUCUCCUUUGUUGGAGCUAGGCUAACAGUUUCCCUCUACUUUCAGCCUUUGUGCUAAGCUAGGCUAAACACAUCUUAGACCUAUUUCAGGCUUUGUUCUCUGAUCGACAGGUACAAUUUGGAUUUAGUUUCAUUUUGGCAAAAUACACAAAUUCACAAAGAUUGAGGGCUAACGAAUGUCCUCCUUUUUUAUUCGCCAAAGGCCGAGUAUCAAAGUCUCUGUCAGCUGACUGAGCCGUAGCAGCUCUUCAUGAAGGUCUUCCUCAGUUCCCAGUAACUGGUUUCAAACUGGUGAUUUACUACAUCAGGUUGAAACAAAAAACCUCACAAAUGUCUCAGCAUUUUAGUGAUGUGUAAAUCUGUUGCUAGGAAACAUCUGUCCAAUCCAGAGCAUUCAACUAUGUAAACAGGAAGUAACUGUAGCAUCACAAGCUAGCAGAACUUCCAAGCACUACAGUUUUAGAGGCUAAAAGAUGAAUCUUAGUGAAUGAAGGAAUUGGUUUUAUUUCUGUCUGCACACAUAAAGAAAUAUGUUUCAUAGUCAGCAGUAUUCAUACAGUUUGUAAUGAGGUGGAAAUAUCUGAUUAUGCUAAGCUAACUUUUUUAUUUUUCUGAGACGACAUUUAAAAUCUCUCAGAUUAAAUUCACAUUAGAGCAGACGUGGUGAAGUCUGACCAACCCAGCGGGAGGAUUCACUGUCAGACUGUCGCUUUAGCUCUGAACUUGUUUGUCGUGUUAGCAGGUCGGCUAACGUCUCUCUGGUCAGAUGUUAGCCGCGUCAGUCUGUGAGAACAGUUUGUUUGUGAGGAAACAUUCUGUUCAGAGACCAGCGGUACUUUAUACAUAUCAAUCAAGUGCAAAAGACUUUAUGUUCAGCUUUUUGUCAUAAUUACUGUCUUAAUUUUUGGUACUUUGAUCUGUAGACGUCUGAGUAGAUGAAUUGUAAUUUAUUUUUUGAUCUUGCUGGAAAUUAACAAUGCAUUUUUUGUUGUUAUGUUUUGCCAACGUCUGAAUCACGGAAGAGUCAGAAAUCACCAUGGAAACCCUGCAGCUUCGGUUCGCCUUCACGCAGGACUCAUUCAGAGUCGCUGUCAGAAACCAGCUGGGUUUGCACUUUAUUUUACAUCAUUUCCUCACGACUUCCAUGGGAAGAACUUGUCAUUUGGCUGUUAUUUAUAGAGAAAAUAGAGACAGUGUUCAGUUGAAUGUUUUAGUCUGAGCACAAUAAACGAUUAAUGAGGAGACUGAGCUGCUGUUUGAAGGACGUUACUCAUCCAAAGUGAAGCUCCUCAGAUGUGGAGAUGCUGCUGCUCACCUGACUGCCUGUUUGUUUGGCCUGUAUCUGUUUCCCCUGACAAACUGUCUGCAGGAUUAGCCGUUAGCAGCUCCUGUUAGCAGCUGCUAAUGUUAGCAGCUGCUAAUGUUAGCAGUGUGAACACAGCUCUGCAGACGGCUCCCCUG
This is a messenger RNA of Chelmon rostratus (copperband butterflyfish), 5034 nucleotides long. Its product is annotated as inaD-like protein. The record is from RefSeq and is a predicted model, not a curated record. The transcript is spliced from 21 exons. NCBI's taxonomy places the organism in Eukaryota, Metazoa, Chordata, Actinopteri, Chaetodontiformes, Chaetodontidae. Gene Ontology annotation, molecular function: protein binding. Bases 1 to 2295 code for a protein of 764 amino acids.